GUAACCAACUAUUGAAAUAAUUUAGAUCCAAUUCCCAAGAACAAUUCUAGAUACUUGAUAAUCCCAGACCUGGUGUAGCAUAAAUUGCCAAGCAGGUUGCUAAAUUACUCUCCUCUUCUUCCAGUGUGAAAUAUUUGGAUAGUGGAGUCAAACAAAGAUUACACAGAUGACUGUGGAGGAAGCGGGCUGUAGCUCCUUGUGGACUCGAGAGCAGGAUAAGGCAUUUGAGAAUGCCCUCGCAAUUUAUCCUGAGGAUUCUUCAGAUCGGUGGGAGAAAAUUGCAGCUGAUGUACAAGGGAAAACCCUAGAGGAGAUUAAACAUCAUUAUGACCUCUUACUUGAGGAUAUAUCCCAGAUCGAAGCUGGUGUUGUGCCUCUGCCUUGCUACAAUUCUUCUUCAGAGGGUUCAACUAGCCACGCCAGUGAUGAAGGAACCAAUAAGAAAGGGGGACAUUCUGGAAACUAUAGCAAUGAAUCUAAUCAUGGAAGUAAGGCUUCAAGGGCAGAUCAGGAACGCCGAAAGGGAAUUGCUUGGACAGAGGAUGAACACAGGCUAUUUCUUCUUGGUUUGGAAAAAUAUGGGAAAGGCGAUUGGCGAAGUAUAUCCCGGAACUUUGUGGUAACAAGAACCCCUACGCAAGUGGCAAGCCAUGCACAAAAGUACUUCAUACGCUUGAAUUCAAUGAACAAGGACAGGAGGCGAUCAAGCAUUCAUGACAUAACCAGUGUCAACAAUGGAGAAAUUUCGGCAGCUCAAGGGCCAAUCACUGGUCAAGCAAAUGGUGCUGCAGUAGGUUCCUCUGGUAAGUCCACCAAACAAUCUCCUGCUGGGGCCCCAGGUGUUGGAAUGUACGGCAGUGCACUAAGUAUAGGGCAACCAAUUGGAGGACCCCUUGUCUCAGCUGUUGGCACCCCUGUGAAUCUCCCUGCUCCCCCGCACUUGGCAUAUGGUGUGAGCGCCCCAGUACCUGGAGUUGUUCCUGGUGCACCAAUGAACAUGGUUCCAAUGACAUAUCCAAUGCCUCACAGUUCGCAUAGGUAGUGUGAUAUCGAGCAGCAGCAGCUUCAGGAAUCAGAAUCAUGUGGUGUACAAAGAGGAGAGAGACCGUUUAGAUUGUGUUGUUGGUUGGGUUAAAUUAGGAUGAUAUAGCUGCGAGGCUGAAUGUUUUAGUUAUUAGCAAAGCACAAGUUGAAGUGGUCGUUGAAUGGUUCGUCCUUACUUGUCCAUACUUGUUGGAAUAAGCCAUUUAUUUGAUGGGGGAAGAAUGAGAUGAAUCUCUGUACAGGCAAAUUCUGAAAGAGAUGUAGCAAAGCAAUGCUCUUUUAUUUAUCGGCAAUUGGGCAGCUACAAGUGUAGUAGUCAGUCGGUCAGUCGGUCAUAAACAUUUGAUGAUGGAAAUAGUUAGUUAGCAUUCUAGGCAGCAACCCUUUUUACAUGUUAGCAUUGUCUUUGUUAUAAAAACUUGUUUAUUUAA
This is a messenger RNA of Pyrus x bretschneideri (Chinese white pear), 1475 nucleotides long. Its product is annotated as transcription factor SRM1-like. Lineage: Eukaryota; Viridiplantae; Streptophyta; Magnoliopsida; Rosales; Rosaceae. The transcript has 2 exons. Bases 167 to 1042 code for a protein of 291 amino acids. The record is from RefSeq and is a predicted model, not a curated record. Gene Ontology annotation, molecular function: DNA binding.